Molecule: messenger RNA, 1008 nt
Organism: Dioscorea cayenensis subsp. rotundata (Guinea yam)
Lineage: Eukaryota; Viridiplantae; Streptophyta; Magnoliopsida; Dioscoreales; Dioscoreaceae
Product: stem-specific protein TSJT1-like
Exons: 5
Coding region: 123-833 (236 amino acids)
Source: RefSeq, a predicted model, not a curated record
ACAUAAAUAUAUGUAUAUGUUCCAUGUAAAUAAAUCCAAUUAAGUAGUUAAUAUAUAUACACAUAUAUAGAAAUAGAGAGUAGAGGUAAUUAUAAAUAAAUAAAUAAAUAAAUAAGAAAAGGAUGUUGGGAGUGUUUAGUGGGGAGGUGGUGGAGGCGCCGGAGGAGUUGUUGGCGGCGGGAAGUAGGACACCGUCGCCAAAAACAAGGGCAGGUGAGCUUGUGGAUAGGUUUAUUAAGAAGGAGCAUGCAGCCAUGUCAGUCCGAGUUGGCUCACGAGCUCAACUCGCUUUCUCUCACUCACAUCAGUCUCCUCUUCGCCCAAGGUUGUUUGGGGUGAAAGAUGAUAUAUGUUGUAUGUUUGAAGGAGUGCUUGAUAAUUUGGGAAGUCUGAGACAACACUAUGGAUUGACAAAGAACACAGAUGAGGUGUUGCUAGUGAUAGAGGCUUACAAGACUUUGAGGGAUAGAGCCCCAUAUACACCAAGUUCUAUGCUUGCUUAUCUCACAGGCUCUUUUGCUUUUGUUGUUUUUGAUAUGGCCACCUCCACUCUCCUUGUUUCUUGUGACCCAGAUGGAAAAGUGCCAUUAUAUUGGGGGAUCACAGCUGAUGGAUUUGUAGCUUUUGCUGAUGAUCUUGAUCUUCUUAAGGGUUCUUGUGGCAAGUCUCUUGCUCCUUUCCCUCAAGGAUGUUUCUACUCAAACUCACUGGGAGGAUUAAAGUGUUAUGAAAACCCAAAGAACAAAAUAACUGCUAUUCCAGCAAAUGAAGAGGAGAUUUGUGGUGCUACAUUCCAGGUGGAAGGACCUGUUGUUCUUGCAGCAAGACAUUAAAAGUAGUUAAAAAUUUUCACCAAUGUUAACAAGUUGGUUGUAAAAAGGAGAUCCAAAGCACUGUUAGAAUAAUUUCCCUUCCUUCUUGUAAAUAAUGUUUGCAUGUGUGUUGUGUAUUCUGUUUUUCAUAAAAAUAAUAAUGUAAAAACAGAUUAUGAUUUUCCUUCUAAUCUAA